Mangifera indica (mango) is the source of this 5683-nucleotide messenger RNA. Its product is annotated as probable disease resistance protein At4g27220. The coding region runs from base 209 to 5584 and encodes 1791 amino acids. Gene Ontology annotation, molecular function: ADP binding; protein binding. NCBI's taxonomy places the organism in Eukaryota, Viridiplantae, Streptophyta, Magnoliopsida, Sapindales, Anacardiaceae. The transcript has 7 exons. The record is from RefSeq and is a predicted model, not a curated record.
UGCUUUCUUUCUGUCUUCUUGUUGACUAACUAAACAUUUUAGUCUUUCAUCUUUAUCUCCUUUAAAAUAAUUUAAUUAAAAUUACCAAUCAAUACUACAAAUGUCCUGUAUCUCUUUCAACCUCUCUUGUUUUGAUCUCUGAGUUCUCUUUCCUUUUCAUUUUUUCCUUCUAAUCUGUCUGAUACCAAUUCUUUCCUUGUGCUUGAGAAUGGAAGAAACUGCUGGGAAUGCCGUUUUAGAAGUUGGAAAGUGCUUAAGUGCUCCGAUUGGGCGUCAGAUUAUGUACUUGUACAACUACAAUACCAACUUUCACAAUCUUAAAAAAGAAGCUGGAAAGCUGAAGGAUGCAAGAGAUGAGGUGAAGGCUAAGGUUGUUGCUGCUGAAAAUAAUGUGGAAAAGAUCAAACAGAAUGUUAAGGACUGGCAGGGGGAUGUGGAUUCCACCAUCGAAGAAACAGACAAGCUGAUUCAAGAGAAAUCAAACAGCAGUUGUUUCAACUUGAUCACUUGUUACAAAAAUGGCAGGAAAGCAUGGAAAAAGCUGAACGCUGUAACUGAGCUUCUUCAGGAAAAAGAAACAUUUGCUGAAGUUUCUCUUCCUAUCACUCAUGAAGUCAUUCGGCUCACUAACAAAGAUUAUGAGGAAUUUGAAUCAAGAAGGUCAAUUUUCAACGAUGUGCUGAAGUCAUUAGAUGAUCCUGAGGCGGGAAUUAUUGGAGUUUAUGGAAUGGGUGGAAUUGGUAAAACCACUCUGGUCAAAGAAGUUGGUCAUCAAGCCAAGAAAAACCAGAUCUUGGAUGAGGUGGUUUUCGUAGAGGUGUCUGAUAAACCAGAUGCUAAAAAGAUUCAAGAUGAACUUGCGUAUCAGUUAGGUGUGAAAUUUGAUACGGAGGCUGAACGAGCGAGCAAGUUGUAUGCGAGACUGAAGAAUGAUAAGAAAGUGCUUGUAAUUUUAGAUAAUAUAUGGGAACAGUUAGACUUGGAGGCUCUCGGUAUUCCUUGUGGAGAUGACCGUGGGGGAUGUAUAUUAUUGCUGACAGCAAGAGAUCUUAAUGUAUUAUGGAGUAUGGAUUCUAAGAAUAAUUUCUCGAUGGGUGUCUUAAAGGAAGAAGAAGCUUGGAGCUUAUUCAAGAAGAUGGCAGGUAAUGUGGUUGAUCAAACAAAUAAGCUGAAUUCUCUGCCAAAUGCUGUAUGCAAGGAAUGUCAUGGUUUGCCAAUUGUUAUUACUACCAUAGCAAGAGCAUUAAGAUACAAGAGACAUCAAUCUGAAUGGAAAGAUGCCCUACGAGAUCUGAAAAAGCCUUCUCCAACAAAGUUUGCAGGCUUGCCAGAAAAAGAAUAUGCAAAGAUAGCAUUGAGUUACAAUUAUCUAAAACGUGACGAGCUCAAGAAAACUUUGCUAAUUUGUAGUCUAAUGGUAAAUAAUACUACCAUUUUAGACUUGUUCAAACUCAUUAUGAGUUUAAAUAUACUAGAAGGAGCUAACUUUACUAUGGAAGAAGCACGAAAUAAGCUGGAAAGUCUUGUCUAUGAACUCAAGUAUUCGUGUUUGUUGCUUGAUGGUUCAACCAGUGAACGGUUUUCGAUGCAUGAUGUUGUUCGUUCAGUUGUCAUAACAAUUGCAUAUAAAGAUCAUCACAUAUUUACAGAGCGAAAUGACAUGAGGAUGGAAUGGUCAGAUAAAGAGCAAUUGAAAAAAUGCACUAAAAUCUCACUAGCUGAUUGUAAUAUGAUUAGUGAGAUUUGGUCUCAAGGUUUGGAUUAUCCAAAGCUUGAAUUUUUCAGCAUGAGGAUGGAGGGUUUUUUUGAAAUCCAUGAAGAUUUUUUUGUGGGGAUGGGAAACCUCAAGGUUCUCAGUUUCUUUCACCUAGAUGUAUUGUCCUUGCCAACAUCUCUUGGUCUUCUCACAAAUCUUCAAACACUAUGUUUGGAUUGUGGGACAUUUUCAGAUAUAACAAUCAUUGGAGAGUUGAGAGAACUAAAGAUUCUUAGCUUGCGAUGUUGUGAGAUUAAGCAAUUGCCAGAAGAAAUAAGUAAAUUGACUCAAUUGAGAUCUUUAGAUUUAAGUUAUUGUCAAAAAUUAGAAGUUAUAGUACCAAAUGUUAUAUCAAGCUUAUCCCAAUUGGAAGAAUUGUAUAUGAGCGGAUGCUUUAUUUCAUGGAAGCUUGGCAUACUUGAGGAGUUGAAGCAUUUGUCUCAAUUGACAACUUUAGAAAUAGAUAUUUCAAAUUAUCAAAUUUUGCCAAAAGACUUCUUCCCCAAAAAGUUGGAGAGGUAUGAAAUAUCAAUUGGAAAUGGGGCUACUUUUUUUGGUGGGUCUUACAUACAUGAUGAUGAUUAUAGGAAGUACAUGGAUGUUAAAAGUUGUAUGUUAAAUAAGCCUGCUGCUUUAAGAACGCUGAAAGUGAAUCUUAAUUCUAUCAUCUGGCAAGAGGAAUUGCAGUGCUUCUCGAAUGUUGAAUUCUUAUGCUUAGACAAAUUGCAAGGCAUCAAGAAUGAUCUCUAUGAAUUAGACGAGAAGGGUUUUUCUCAAUUAAAAUAUCUCCAUGUCCAUAACAAUCCUAACAUCUUGUGCAUUGUUGACUCAACAAAGUGCAUACCUCAUGAUGUCUUUGCACUCCUGGAGUCUCUGAUUAUUUUCAACUUAAUCAACUUAGAAAAGAUAUGUUAUGGUCUACCCUCAACAAAGUCUUUCUACAACUUAAAAUUUAUAGAAGUGAAAAACUGCGAUAAGUUGAAAAAUAUUUUCUCAUUCUCCAAUGCUAGCAGAAGCCUUCCACAACUUCAACUAAUUAAGGUGGAAGAUUGCAAGAAUUUGAUUGAGAUUUUUGCUAUUGAAAGUAAAAACAGAGCAGACAAGAAUGAGGUAAUUGAUAAGAUUGAAUUUUGUCAAUUACGCUUCUUGACUUUGAUUAAACUUCCAAGGAUUGCAAGCUUCUACCCAAAUACAAAUACAGUUUCAACAUCGCAAAAGACACAAAAUGAAUUGACAAUUAAUUUGGAGUCCAGUGAUAUCAAUUCAGAGGAUGAGGAAAUUGAUCCUGUCAUACCAUUUUUUAACAAAAAGGUUGUUUUCCCUUGUUUGGAAGAAUUAAACCUUGGAGCAAUUAAUUCUGAGAGGAUUUGGGACAACAAACUUCCAACAAUCUCUUGUUGCUACCAGAAUUUGAAAAGAUUGAUUGUGGAUGGUUGUCAAAAACAAAAAUUUGUGUUUCCACCAUCGAUAAUUGAAAGCUUUAAGCAGCUUCAACACCUUGAGAUACAUCGUUCUAAGGAAUUGAAGGAGAUUGUUGCCAAAGAAGAAAUAGAGGGUACUAUUACAUUUAUCUUUCCAAGGUUAGCCUUUUUGAAACUCGAAAAAUUGCCAAAGCUUACAACUUUAUACCAUGGAAAAUACAACUCAAAUUGGCCAAUGUUAAAGGAGUUGGAGGUGCGUGAUUGUAGCAGACUAGACAUAUUUACUUCAGAAUAUAAGGUUGUUGUCCCCAGUUUGGAGGUCUUAAAACUAUGUUCAGUCAAUUGUGAAAUACUCUGGGAUAGUCAACUUGUGGCAAUUUCUUCUUGCUAUCAAAAUUUGAAAAGCUUGAUCCUGAAUGGUUGUGGAAAACUCCAAUAUGUAUUUUUAUCAUCCAUGGUGAAAAGCUUUGAGCGGCUUGAACACAUUCAGAUAUGCAAUUGUAGUGUGUUGAAGGAGAUCAUUUCAAAAGGAGUGGAAGCAAACAAGACAUUUGUAUUUUCACGAGUAACCUUCCUAAAACUGGAGAAUUUGCCCGAACUUGCAACUUUCUAUCCUGGAGUACACACUUCUGAAUGGCCGGUGUUAAAGAAGUUGGAGGUGUGUAAUUGUAACAAAAUAAAAACAUUCACUUCUGAAGAUAUAAGCUUCCUUGAUAAUAAUGAGGGUCAACAUGAUAUUUGGGCGAAACAUUCCCUCUUCUUGGUGGACAAGAUCCCCAAUUUGGAGAAAUUAACCCUAAGCAGUGUGGAUGACAUGAUAAAAUUGCUGCAUCAGUUUCCGGAAAACUUUUGUAGAUGUACAAUUGAGAUCAAACAGGAUAAAUCUACCAAUAUUUCAGUUGGCAUUCUUCAGAGAUCGGUUAAGCUAGAAAAACUCAUACUCAGUGACUGCUCAAAUGAAGAGAUUUUUACUUGUGGAGAGGAUGAGAAACAUACAAAGAUCUUGAUACACGUAAAAAGUUUGGAGUUGUGUAGUCUUUCUGAUGCAAAGUACCUUUGGGGAAAAGGCUCCAAACUAGACUCUCUUCUUCAAAAUCUUGAAGUUCUAGAAGUAAAUUAUUGUAAUAGAAUGAUAAAUGUUCUGCCAUCCUCAGCAUCUUUUGAGAAUCUAACAGUUCUGAAUGUAUGGUCGUGUUAUGGAUUGAUGAACUUACUCACACCUGCAAUAGCAAAAAAUUUGGUGCAGUUGAGAGAAAUGAAAAUUGAAUUUUGCAGAAUGAUGACAGAAAUAGUAUCAAAUAAGACAGAAGAUGUAGCAGCAGAAGAUGAAAUUGUUUUUGGCAAUCUGAAGUUGUUGUCACUUCGCUGCUUACAAAAUCUCAUAUGCUUCUACUUUGGGAAUUAUGCAUUGAAAUUCCCGGCUUUGGAAGAAUUAACUGUAGAUAGCUGUCCUAUGAUGAUGACUUUCUCUGUAGGAAACUUAGACACACCAAGUUUACAAAAAGUUCAAGAAGAUCAGAGGGAUAAAGACAAAUGGAGUUGGAACGGUAACCUAAAUGCCACCAUACAACAACUGUACGAAAAAGAGCUUAACUCCAAGUCAGAGAAAUUGAUACUACGUGGAAAAGACAUCACACUUACAUGGCAAGAACAACUUUCAGAACAUCAAUUUUGCAAAGUAAAAAUUCUUGAGAUCUUUAAAGAUGAAUCAUCUAACAUUCCAAUUGGAAUCCUUCAGAGAUUUAACAAUCUCAAAAAACUUGUACUAAAAUCGAGUUCAUAUGAAGAGAUAUUCUCAUGUGAAAAAGACGAGAAAGAAGUAAACUUGCUCACACAAAUAAAGGAACUAGAGCUAUGGGGGCUUUUCAAUUUGGAGUGCAUGUGGAAAGAAAAAUCUCAUUUGGACUCAAUUCUUCAAAAUCUUGAAAUGUUAGAUGUAAAUUUUUGUCACAAUUUGAUUUGUAUUGUGCCGUCUUCAGCAAUUUUUGAAAAUCUCAUAACUCUAGUAGUACGGUACUGUGAUGGAUUGAUAAACUUAGUAUCAUCUUCAAUAGCCAAAAGUUUGGUGCGACUCGAACAACUUAGAUUGUCAGAAUGUAAAAUGAUGGCAGAAGUAGUAUCAAGUGAGGGGGAUACAAAAGCCGAGGAAAUUGUUUUUGACAAAUUAAAGCUGUUGUCACUUUGUAAUUUAAAAAAUCUCACAAGUUUCUGCUCUGGGAAUUACAUCUUCAAAUUUCCAGCUUUGGAAGAAUUGAUAGUUCAGGAAUGCCACAAUAUGAAGACUUUCUUUGAAGGAGUCUUAAGUGUACCAAGUUUACGAAAAGUAACACAGGGAUGGCAUGACGAAUUAGAAUGCUGGGAGGGUGACCUUAAUACUACUAUUCAAUUUCUACACAGAAAAAAGUGAAUAUUCAGAGUUCUGGAAGGAUACAGAGCAAACUUCAAAGAAAUCUCUGGAAUAAGGCUCUUUUGUUUGUGGUUUGUGAGGCAUUAUUGCUGCUCAAGU